ACACUACACACACAAAGGAGAGAGGAGAGAGAGAGUAGGAAAAGUGUAAAUGAAUGAGUUGAGAGAUGAGAGAAGAAGAGAGUGGUGUUAUUUCCAUCCCAAAGAAUUAGUAGUAGGUGUUUGUGCCUUGUGCCUCAACGAAAGGCUCUUGUUACUUUUAGCUUCACAAAAUCAACCCCAGACUAACGCCGUUUACACGGUCAAACCGAAAAGAGCCCUCCAAAAGAUUCUUGCUCUCACAAAUCUCCUCAGCCGUUUGGACUUCAAACGGCACAAAACUCAGCAGCUUCAUUACAGUUCAUCAACCAGCCCCGAAGAUUCAUAUAUAUCAAUCAAGUUUGAAGAGAACGGAGUUGCAUCAUGGGACAAAGGUAAACUAAUCUCCACAAGUUCACAUGAAGACAAGAAGAAGAUCAAGAGUAGUGUGGUGGAGCAUGCGAAACCGGCGAUGAGGUGGCGCAGGAGGAUUGGCCACCUUUUCCAGGUCAUCAGAUGGAAGGGUUCCAGCAGUAGUACGUGCCACGUGGGCACAAAGGUAGACGCAGCAUCAAAUAUGGUUAAGUAUGGGUGGAUAAGAACUCUCACAAAGAGGAGAUCAACCUAAGAAAUAAUAUAAAUUAAUGGCCUUUUGUAUAUGUAUACACACCUUAACUUCUUUUUGUGGAUAGAGAGUGAUCAAAUCUAUCAUAUAUGAUUAAGAUUAAAUUGUACGUCUGAAUUACGAAAAUAUCUCUCUUGUUUGCAGAAUUACGAGAUUAUUUGUGUUCUUGAUCUCUUUAUCUUGAAGAAAAAGUAACCAUGUUUCUCUUCAAGUGGAUUUAGUUUCAAACAUAAAACAUGUUGUAAUCCUUGCAAUAAAAUCAUGGAGAUA
Messenger RNA from Erythranthe guttata (spotted monkey flower), 871 nucleotides. RefSeq lists its product as uncharacterized. Lineage: Eukaryota; Viridiplantae; Streptophyta; Magnoliopsida; Lamiales; Phrymaceae. The record is from RefSeq and is a predicted model, not a curated record.